This is a messenger RNA of Lasiosphaeria miniovina, 1032 nucleotides long. RefSeq lists its product as uncharacterized. The record is from RefSeq and is a predicted model, not a curated record. NCBI's taxonomy places the organism in Eukaryota, Fungi, Ascomycota, Sordariomycetes, Sordariales, Lasiosphaeriaceae. The coding region runs from base 454 to 1032 and encodes 192 amino acids. The transcript has 5 exons.
UGUUCGCUGGAGCGAGUAGGGAGUGGAUAACCGGGCGUUGGUAAGCGGGUUGGUUGGAUUGUGAUCCGAGUUGACAUUGCACUUAUUGAUCGGGGUUAAGUGGAUACGGAUUGUGGUUACGUAGGAAAUGGGCUUCACUGCGCCGUGGCGUUGGCUUUCGUCACGUACCGCGUGUCUGGGAAAAAAGGCGCCAAAGUUGUAUUCCAUUCAAUCGACACCGAUCUGCAUCUUGCCCAAAUGCGGGGUGGUGCAAUCCUAAAUAAUUGCGGGGUGGGUGCCAUCAGGAACAAAUGCGACGCUGGUGUAGAGUGACGUGCAUGUGCAGAAACAAGUGCGGCGUCAGUGAGAGUGACGUGCAUCUGCAGAAACAAGGGCGACGAAAACUGGCCAAUCCCCACUAUCUAUUUCGGAAGACGUUGGGGGAAACAACCACGAAGAACCUUUAUCCGCGUCAUGGCGAACUAUCGAACUGCCCUGUCACCAAGGGCUACUCUAGCGUCCAAAUCAAGUCGCCCCCCGGAUACAGCGACGAGCAAUGACGCGUGGGGCCUGGCGGGGACCCGGAUGAGCGAGAUGGCCACAGGCGCGGCGGCCGAGGGCAGGGCCAACCUGCAGCCCGGACGCGAGCAAGACUUCCGGCGCGGGCUUGAUAAUGCCUACGUCGGGCGCGAGGCCUACUUUCCCGGAAGCUACCGUCUUCACGGCCAUGGUGUCGUGACCCAAGACAAGCUUGAGAAGGCCUACUUUGAGAAGCACCCCGAUCUCCUGGUGAAGGAACACACGCCGCAUCAUCAUGAUCGGCCUUACGACUUUUCCAUGAGCAGCGACGACCUAAACAGGAUUGUCAGGGACACGGCAAGCCGCGGCUCAGGUCUCGCUGUUAAGGAUCCUGGGCCCGCUGAUAUCUGGGAGGAUGCGCCUAGUAGCGUGCACUAUACUGCAGAGGUGUCGACGCCUGAUUUGUACGACGAGCAGGAAAAGCCGAAGGAGAGUGCCGGUGUUGGCUGGCCGGCCACUUUGCGCAACCUGUAG